Cataglyphis hispanica is the source of this 1163-nucleotide messenger RNA. RefSeq lists its product as uncharacterized. The transcript is spliced from 6 exons. Bases 60 to 914 code for a protein of 284 amino acids. The record is from RefSeq and is a predicted model, not a curated record. Lineage: Eukaryota; Metazoa; Arthropoda; Insecta; Hymenoptera; Formicidae.
UCAGGAUCAAACGCGUAUCGUAUCGAUGACUAUAAAAGCGGCAAGAUUAAAAGAUUGGCAUGCAGUGCAUCCACCGAACACCUUUCACGAUGGUAGUUCGUACUCUUGGAAUAGUGCUCCUUUUUUCACUUGUCGCGACCCUUUCAGGGUUGCCGACUGCUAUACCAGACCCGGCGAAUACACAUAAAGAACACACGUUGUCGACCGACUUACAACCACCCCCGCUUGAGAAAGAACAUCAUGCCACAGUUUACAUAAUUAACUUGUACGCUGUAAAAAAUAACAGCGGCAGUACGUCAGAGGAAAUGUUUGAAAAUGAAAUUAUUGAAAAUGUUCCUGACAUAUUAGAACCAUUGGCAACUGUUCUUCUAGUAGUAGAAGAUGAUGACGAAGAAAGAGAAAGACACUCACCUACCGACCUCGACGAAUUCGCGGCUGAAUUGGAAAGUCAAGGUAUUAUGGUUGACAAGAUCAAAAUAAACGAUAAAUCAAAAGUGCUCAAAAUGAAUUUGGAAAAGGAAAAGGCGCAGAAAAUGAUAGAAUCGGCUUCGAUACCGAUUCACGAGAGAAAAGAUCGGCAGAAGAGAACUCUCUACUGUAAAACGUGUAGAGGAGGUGGAUACGGAGGAGGAUACGGAGGAGGUGGGUAUCCGAGCGGAGGUGGUUCCUGUCCCACUUGUGGUGGAGGAAAUUAUUAUCCUCCUAGUGGUGGUGGUGGUGGGUAUAUAGCAGUACCGGUUGUAGUCGUACCUAUUACAGGAGGCGCAGGCCAUUAUCGUAAAGGUGGCGGCGGCGGCGGAUAUUAUCCAAGCGGAGGCGGCUGUAGUACUUGCGGUGGUGGAGGCGGUGGAGGUUCGUGGUCCCAAUCUUCUGCUUCGGCUCAAUCUUCUUCUGGAAGUUGGGGAAAGAAAUAAACAGCGCAUGCAGAAUCACAUAAACGUAUUGCCAUUAAUGAUUUAUGCUGCCUUCAUCUUCAAUACCCGUCUAAAAUAUAUAAAAUUCUUCAAAUAUUUCGCAAACAAACCACAAACAAACACUAUAACACUCAAUAAUAUUCUCAAAAUAUUUGUAAUGUAACGCAUUUGUUUAUACAACACACAUUUGUAUUGGCGCGUGUUAGCUGUGAGUAAAUAAAAAAAAAUAAGUUUAGCUCUAACAGAGAA